Molecule: messenger RNA, 675 nt
Organism: Lolium rigidum
Lineage: Eukaryota; Viridiplantae; Streptophyta; Magnoliopsida; Poales; Poaceae
Exons: 3
Coding region: 1-675 (224 amino acids)
Source: RefSeq, a predicted model, not a curated record
AUGGCCGCCGAGGUGCUGCUCGGAGCCGAGCGCCGCGUCCUCAUCAGCGGCUACGGCGCCCUCCCCGCGCCGCCGCCUCCGGAUAGCCUGCUCGGCCGCCUGGACCAGAUCGACCUACGGCUGAGGCAGCUGGAGGACCAGCGGUGGCCGUCCUCCGCCGCCGAGGACGUCGACGGCGGUGUCUGCUUCGCCGAUUCCGACUCCCGCAGCGGCGCGACGGCGCGGCACCAGCACAGCAAGUCCAUGCCCUCGGCGCUCCAGCCGCAGGAGAAGCAGGCGCACGUCCUGCGGGGCACGCUCAUGGACCGCCUCAACCUGCUCGAGUCGCGCAUCAGGCAGCUCAGCUGCGAGCUGGACCUGGACGGCGGGAGCGGCAAGCCCGCGUCCCUCGCGCCGCCUGUGGAGGAUCGCGCGUGGUCCGAGCCGCCUCUGCCGGAGCCGCGCGGCGGAGACGUCAUUCGCGCGCACGCCGCGGCGGGAGGCGCCGGGGCUAACUGGAGCGCCGUGCAGAUCCUGCAGAGGGGCGCUCGCCAGCUCCACCGCAACAAGCCCAACCACCCUGCCAAGGUGAAGAAGCUCAAGGAGACCAAGUGCGCGUGCGAGGAGGAGAAGAGGAAGGCGGAGCGAAGCAACAAGGCAUCCGCUGGCCGAAGGUGGUUCCCCAUCGGGUGCUAA